Molecule: messenger RNA, 2171 nt
Organism: Penaeus vannamei (Pacific white shrimp)
Lineage: Eukaryota; Metazoa; Arthropoda; Malacostraca; Decapoda; Penaeidae
Source: RefSeq, a predicted model, not a curated record
AUGACAGUUUCCCCAAUUCAGAGUAUUUCCCCAACAAAAGUAGCAGAUGAAGGUGUAAUUCAGAAUAGAAAAUGGACUCCUGUGAAGCAAACUUCCAAAACAGUUGAUUGUGAAGGUACAAAAGACAGACCCAUUUUCGAUAUGGAGAGCAAACUGGGAAGUAGUGCAACUGAUGCUGUUGUAGCUUCAGGAUCAUCUUUCUCUGAUGAGACUUUAUUGAGAGUAGCAGCAGAGUUUGAGGAUAGUAAUAUAUGGAAAGACGACUUUGACUCAAUCGAUGAUGUCUCCGAUCCUUUACUUAAGAAAGAUGCAGAAAAAAAAUUACCAAAAUCUAAGAAAGAUCUUUUAAAAACGCCAAAUGAUAAGAUUGGUCCGAGUAAAAAGUCGGUAACACCAAUGCCAGACUACAAAAACAUGCCCUCUCCUGAUUUAAAGAAAGAGCUAGAGAAGUAUGGAAUCCGUCCUAUAAGUCGCCGGAAAGCCACAAUACUCCUCCAGCAUGUUUAUGAACAGACCCAUCCUCUGGUUACAGAUAGCGAGGCAGAGUCUAGUUUUUGUGAAACACCACAGCGGAAACCACCUGAGAAAAACAAGAAAAGUGUAUCAUCACUUCACCAAAAGGUCAUGGCAAAGAAGGGAACACUUACAAAGAACAAGAAAGAGAGACCAAAUAACAAAAAGGAAGCAAGUUCACAGCCACUGUCAAGUUUGUCUGCAAAACAAGGAAGUUACGAGGAAGGGACGAAGAUUUUGAUCAACUAAAUUCUUCACAGACAUCCAACACAAGUACUGAUGGAUCAGAAUUUGACUGUGCUGAAGAAUCAAUGAUGGUGGGCAUUGGUGACGAUGAUGAUGUAUUAACGUCUACUCAGCAAGUUGAUAUUGGCAGGAAAGUCGCAAAAUUCAUUAAGUGUGAUCCAGAACUGUAUAUGAAAAUACUAUUGUAUGAACCCAUCUUUGUUGAGGAUUUACAAGCAUCACUAAAAGCAAAUGGGAUCAAAACAAAUAUGAAUAAUCUUCUUGAAAUUCUAGAUGAACAGUGCAUCACCUUCCGAACUCAGCAAGGACAAAGGAACAGAUCAAGGAAAAGAAAAUCGCCCAAGAAAAAGACUGCAGCUUCCCCAACCAAGUCACCAAAAAAGAAUUCUUAAGUGACUGUUUAAUACUGUGCUCAGAGAAAGUUUUUUCUCAGUCAAUUGAGAGAGAAUUAUGCUUGUUUUCAUGGUAAAGAAUUUUUGUUUCAGAUUAUUCAAUUAACUAUUGUAUUAAGAAAACAAAGCAGAAUAAUAUUGAUCCAGAAGUUUUGAAUAUGCUCAGGACAGACAUUUUUAGUUCAGUUGAAUAAUAUAGUGCUACUGUACACUUAUUUUUGUAAUGACUUUAUACCUAGAAUAGAAUAGAAAUAUUGUCUAUGGAAGAAAAUAAUAAUGCAUUUCUUCAGGUUAUUUGCAUAGUGCAUUAAUCUGUAAACAUAAAGAUUUAUUUUUACUUUGGUGUACCUACCCUGUGAUAGAGUAUGUCAUAUAUUAUUGCAUACAUUUUUGUGUAAUUAAUAUUCUUAUUUGUUAAUAUAUUUGAUAUUUAAUUAGUUUUGAAGCAAUUUCUUUUCUUGAGUAUUUAUUUACCCAUAAUGUAUUAACUUACUGACACUGGUAAUGCAUGUAUGUAUUACCUUAGCCCCUGGAAAUUUAGUUACUUUUAUUACACAAAGAUGGCUCCACAAUUGCUGUGACUAAGGAAUCAAUUACUAGGGUUUCCUGAUCUCACCUAUUUAUCUUAUUUCUUGUAUAAUAAUGUCAAUAUUAGUAGCAUAAUGUUAUUAUAAAGCAAACCUUUUUCUAAAAAUGUAACAGGUGAGGUUAAGUAGACCUUGUUAUUGACUCAUUGGUGAUUAAGCACUUGUGAAGCCAUCUAUAUGUAAAUAAAUCUGAACAAACAAAUUUACAGUGAUCUGUGAUGUCCUUUGCACUAAUAGUUCAAGAUAGGCAGCUGGUAAAGAUCAAUUAUCAUUAAAUUUCUAUAUUUUAUUAUGCAACCAUUAUUAUUGUACUAGGAUUCUCAAAAGAAGGCAAUGUCUUUCUUUAUGUUCAGGUAUUAGGAUAUUAAGACAAACACAAAUAAAUUAAUGUUUAAUGAAGAUGUAACAUUUUCAAUAAAUAUCAAGAAAGAUA